GAGAUUAAGUUCGACCAAUUCCUGUCAUCCGUAAUGCUAUUGCUCCGAGACGACGACCAUGAAAGAAUGGAAAAAGAAAACCUAUGUCUUAUAUUGGUAAACCUGAGACGUGGAUGUCGACGUAGGGCUACACCAAAUGGAAUCCAAUACAGAUAUUCUAACGACUGGUCUGAGGCAGAUGACAUGUUAGUCGUUGAGUUCCUAGCUGAAGUGGUGAGCUGUAGAAUUGAUGUGGACUGCUACACGACAUCUGAGGCCGAUAAUCAGGGAUUGAUUCCAUACGGAAAUUAUACUGACCCACUCAGUAUGUUCUUCAGAAUCAACUUUCCUAACAGACAACAUGCACGUGCAUUGUCAAGCAGCACGGACGUCCGAGGUGGUCGACAAUCUCCGUGCUAUGUAACUAUCAAAGUACCAUCUUCCCACCUGUUUCGCCGACCGACAUUCCUCAUCACACAUAGUGGUAACUCUGGUGAUUGGCGACAACAUACCGCCCAACAAGCCAUGGCAUGGGAAGGGGAGGUAUAUCUAUCCGCUUCCAUGCCUUAUUGUCCACGGUACAUUCUGGCUGUAGCCUCCGACCUUUGGCCCGGUAUUGCACCUGCCAUCCAACAAAACAAUGCUUUUGAACAUGUUCUUUCUAAAACCGAAGAUGUAUUUUAUAUCCCGGGAUUGCACAAGAAAAUAGUACUCAUGUUUCCAGAGGAGUCUGUCUCAGUGAACACCGUCAUCCAGAUAUUGUUGGAACCGGGAGAUAAGUUUCCUAUAUUACACGUAUUGGCCAGGGGUGACGUAUCGGGACCAAUCACAGUGCAGUAUAUUGGGAAGAAAGUACUCAAUCAACCGCCAGCAGGUGAUGAGCAUCAGAAACCGGAAAUCAAGAUUUUGACAAAGCAAGGGGAUCUGGACUGGAAAGAAGGAGUUGCCGGUAAAAGAAUGUCCGACAAAGACUUAAGCGUCCAGAUCGAUUGUCUACCGAAAGGUGUGAAAACAUCAAUCGCACCGUAUGAAUCAAAUUACGCACUUUCGUUCAGAGGGAGAAACCGGCGUCUUGAUCACGAGAAGGAAACGCUUUUGGGGAUAUACCAGAAGAGGAUUCGAUCAAAAUAUUGGCGAAUGAUUGGACGAUCUCUCGGAUUUACACAAGAUGUUCUGUCAGAAAUAGAACGCAGGAAACCAAGAUCACUCGAGGAAAAGGCUUGUAUCGUCUUAGGACGAUGGCUGAAGAGAAAUACAGAGAAGAGUCUGUUCCAGAUACGGGAUACAUGGAUGUAACUGUAUGUAGGACAUUAUCGAUCAUAGUAUCGAUCGGUUUAAACUAACAAUGCUACUUGUUAUAUGUCGUACAUGCUAGAUUGUACAUGCUUAUAGUAUAAAUAUCAUUUUUAUAUAUUUUUAUUUUGCCGUAUAUAGUGAUAUAUCUGACUAAAUAUUAACUGGACCUUUGUAGCUUCAUGUAGAAUUAAACUAUGACAUACAUACACUAACUGUAUAUCGUACGUUUAAUUGCCAUGGAGAUUUAUGUAUAUGUGGACAGCUGUUUUGGAUUGGUGAGCAUCCUUUCAUAUAUUCAUGCCACAUUCAUUUCACAUCUUUUUUUAUCUUACCAGGAAUGAAUUGUGUUAUUUAUCGCGGUGGCAUGGUUUGCAGUUCCGAAACACUAAUAAUGUUUUUUGAAAGGCUAUUAUCAGUCGGAUCAGUAGAAUCACCAUACUUGUUACCGAAAGCGUCUUGCUAAUGAGUUUAAGACAUGUUCAAUUAAUCAAUGAAUAAUAGCACAUGACAAUUUUUGAGCACGUAUAGUUAGCUUAAAUCAGUUCCGAAGUAGUAGUCUUAUCGAUGAGUGAUGUCUAUGCACGAUUGUCGGUUAAAAGAGGUAAAACUAUAGCAAAAAAUCAAAGUUAAUGUUCCACAGAACAAGCGCGGACCCAUUAUUUGCAACUGUUGGUAAAGUUCCAUCAUACAUUAUACAGGAUAGAAGCAAAACGCAGGAUCUGCGCAUUUUCCAAGAGUCCUUUCGCUACAAUAUUGUAAAGUUAUUGUAUUUUUUGCUGCAGCACAACGUUCUGAUGCGUAUCACUUGUGUGUUACACGUAACUUAUAUCUAAUAUUUAACUCAUCUUAUACAUUUUUGUGUAAUCAAUGCAAGUUCUAGCUGACUACAGUAUUUAUUAGAUAAUUAUAAACAUAACUGUGUAGAAGAUGAACGUUAAAGUGCUUCGUCAGGAUAAGCAUAAAUGUAUCAUUUUAGUAUUUAAUCUACAACCUUAUUUGAAUUUCAAUUUUUGUAUGAUUACAAAAUAUUUGAUAAUGACUGGGAUAAAAAAAAAA
Messenger RNA from Mizuhopecten yessoensis (Yesso scallop), 2331 nucleotides. RefSeq lists its product as uncharacterized. Gene Ontology annotation, biological process: signal transduction. The transcript is spliced from 9 exons. Gene Ontology annotation, molecular function: protein binding. NCBI's taxonomy places the organism in Eukaryota, Metazoa, Mollusca, Bivalvia, Pectinida, Pectinidae. The coding region runs from base 34 to 1275 and encodes 413 amino acids. The record is from RefSeq and is a predicted model, not a curated record.